UUGCGCGGAAGUCACCUCACAUCUUACAGACGCGCUGCUUUCACUUCCACUCACUUCAUCUGGGGACGAAUCUCAAGAGCUGUGUCGGGUUGCUGGUGAGAACAUCUCAUUAAUUCAUCUGCUGUGGAGGUUUAUACAGAUAUGAAAGAUGAGAGGGAACUUACUUGGAUUGCUUUUUCUUUUGAAAUAUUGCAUUUGCGGUGAUGUGCGGAACUUUGGUGGAGACAUCAGGGACUUUGUAGUUGGUAACAGUAAAUUGUUUGUUCUUACUGACAGUCAACUACAUCAGAUGACAAAGAAUCUAUCUCUGGAAAAGACUAAGGAUUUAAAUGGCAAGCAUCCAAACACAGUUACACUUCUGGUGCCUUUUGAGGCGAACGGCACCCUGAUUACAUGCGCAACAUCUAACGGUGGAUACUGUGAAGUUCUUGAUCUCAAUGAUAUUACAAACAGCAUUUACAAAGAAAAUUUAUCUACUGUACCACAACCGAAUGAGAAAUCCGUAGCAUUCAUAGUGGAUAGCAGCCUUAAUAACAGCCCUAAUGGUGCUUACCUGUUGAUUGGGAGGAAGGACGAUCAUCCUAAAAACCAUACUGUUAUCGCCUUGUUGAGCACUUUACAUUCUCAACCAGGCUCUAUUUUCUCUGCAUCAGACGACGGAUCAACUCCCUUCAUUCGUACAGAAAGAUACGUAGAGUUUAUAGACGGGUUUCAGAUCAGUUUGCUCAAACUCUCGUACCUGUUUCUCAACGCAAAGACUGAGUCCGGUUUGCAAGCGUUUGCCCUCAGGCUCAACAACGCCAAAGGACACAAGAAAGACAUUCUGAAGAGCAUAACUGGAACAAUGUUAAAAUGCUGUAAUGAUAAAUCUCGUCCUGUCCUCAUCGCAUCAGCUCUUAUUCCUUCAGAUAAAGCUGUGAUCUGGACAGGUGUCUUCAGUGCGCAAAAUGAUCCAGAGGACACCGCACUCGCUGUUUACAACCUCAGUAAUGUUGAUGGUAAAGUUAAAGAUUUCUGCUUCACCGGUGAGACACAGUGUGAUACACAGACAUACCGGUAUACUAAUCAUACGCCAGUAGCAGUAGUUUUCAAAUACAAGUCAAUGAGUUCAGUAGCAGCAUUUAGGAGUGAAUCCUGGAUUGAGCUCUUCAUUGGAACCAAAGAUGGACAACUGAUAAAGCUUGUGUUGGAUGAGAGUUUCAGUCCAGGCUGUCCCACAGUGCUGUACAGAUCUGAUGAUGAUCAAAAAGUGCUUCCCAGGAUGCAUUUAGAUUCCAAACAUAUCUACAUAGCUCUGAAAAACCAGAUUAGAAGAGUGCCUGUGGUUCAGUGUGCUAAACACAAAACUCUUAAAGACUGCAGAGGAGCUCUGGAUCCUUUCUGUGGAUGGUGCUCAAGUUCACUCAAAUGUUCUACCCAGGAUGAAUGCUCAAACUCUUCAUGGAUAUCCCUUCCAAAAGGAUCUGUUCAGAAACAGCUUUUUUCAUUUCAGGUGGCAGAGAAAUCCAUCAGAGAGAUUACUCUACAUCUGACUUUGAGUCUGAAGAGCACACAAAAUCCUGCCGUCUUCUCAUGUGCAUUCACCAGAGGAGGUGUGAACCUUUGUGAUGGAUCUGAUCCUGCUGUAGUUUUUCCAAACUGCUCCUGUAGCUUUUCAGAGCAGCAGCUGUCAACUAAAGGUUUGGAGAUCUCAGCUACAGUUACUGUUGAUGCCCAGAAGAUCACAGAGAUCCUGAUGCUGAAGAACUGCUCCACUAUUACAGAUAAUUCAACAAAGGCUUCUUAUACACAGUGUGUGCAGUGCGUCUCAGCUGGAUGUCAUUGGUCAUCUUCUGUCAAGCGUUGUGACUGGACACAUGGACCUGAGCCACAGUUAAAUAAACAGGAUGUAUGUAAAGAUUUGCCCUCUCAAACCGACAAACCAGAGAUUCUCUCGAUAGAGCCGAACAGAGUUUCUUUCCAUGGCAAAAACAAUGUUUCACUAACAGGAAGGAACCUGGAAUCUGUCACCAAAAUUCGUAUUCAAGGGGAUCUGGACUGCUUUCCAAAAGACUCUCCUGUGUUUAAUCGUUCGAGUGACAGUCUAAAGUUCCACGUUCCUCCCAGUGAAACUAAAGGAACACUAAAAGUAUGUGCUGUUACUGAGGAUGAUCGUUGUCAUGGUAACAGCAUCAUCACUUACAGUUCCCAACCCAUCUGCACAGAAAUAAAACCCAAUGUCACCUGGAAAAGUGGUGGAAGGAAGAUUUAUGUGCAGGGGAACAAUUUGGAGUUUGUGGAAUCAAUCAUUGUCAAUAAUGAGCUUAAAGCAAACUACAACCCAAGCUCAAAGGGCGUGUGGUUUCUCAUGCACCCUUAUGAUGGCAGUGAUCCGAUAAAGUUGAAGUUAAAAGUUGGAAACGUCACUUUAGACUGUGCUUAUCUGACCCAACAGCCUGAUCCAGAGUUCAUUGGAUUCAAAGCCACACAGGUGUCCAACACUCUAACUGUGACCAUUGAGAAAAAGCCAGAUAAUUUGAGCCUGAGUAUAGAUGAGGUAAAUGUUACUGGUCUAAAGGGAGAAAAGGAACAUAAGUGUGAUUUGACGUUGAUAACACACGAUGUCAUUGGAUGUGAAAUUACACAAAUCCUCAACACUGUGGACUCUCUUAAUAUAAGUGUUGGGAAUGUUUUAAAAACUGUUUAUAUGUCUGACGAUCAUACAAAAUACUUAUACAUUCUGGUCGCAUUGAUUCUGCUCAUCAUUUUGGGUGCUCUUGUUGGAGUUGUUGUCUAUCGUAAAAACCAGAACCAAAUGCAUGAGAAGAUGAACAAGGAACUGGAAAACAUGGAGAUGAACAUUAGAAGAGAUAUAAGACAAGGCUUUGUUGAUCUGCAAACCGAAAAAUCUGACUUGAUCGAAAACGUUGGAGCAAUACCUUUUUUGGAUUUCAAACACUUUGCCUCAAAAAUAUUUUUUCCCGAGGCUGGUUCUCUAGCAGGAUUAAUGAUCAAAGACAUCGGGCAGGAAUCGGAGCAAACCACGGUCGAUGAGAAAUGUCAGGCUUUUGCCACGCUGAUCAGAAAUAAACAGUUUCUCACUUGUUUUGUGCACGCGUUAGAGGAACAAAAAGACUUCAGCAUUAAAGACAAAUGUACAGUGGCAUCUUUGUUGACUCUGGCGCUUCAUGGAGAUCUCAUUUAUCUCACGGAGAUAAUGGAGGACCUUCUGCAGAGUCUGAUGGACCAGACCAGCAAUGCCAAUCCGAAACUUCUGUUGCGCCGCACAGAAUCCAUCGUGGAGAAACUCCUCACCAACUGGAUGUCGAUCUGUCUGUACGGCUUUCUCAGGGAAUCAGUAGGACAGCCUCUCUUUCUGUUGGUGUCAGCUCUGAUUCAGCAGAUAUCAAAAGGGCCUGUCGACUCUGUUACAGAGAAAGCUCUGUACACACUCAAUGAGGACUGGCUUCUCUGUCAAGCACAAGACUUUGAGGCCCUGAAACUAAAGGUGCUUUUUGCUGUGGGAAAUGAAGGAGAGGUCAGUGAAAUCCUAGAGGUCAACGCGCUGACCUGUGACACGAUACACCAGGUCAAGGAGAAAAUCUUACAGACCUUCCAGCGCAAGUUUGGUUUCCAGUACACGCAGAACAUCAGAGACAUUGAAAUCGAGUAUGAAAAGAAGACAGGAAAUUUUAUCAUGCUGCAGGAAGUCGAUGAGACCUCAGAAGUUCGAGAACAUUUUACUAUGUUAAACACUCUUAAACAUUAUGAGGUGACAGAUGGAGCGUGCAUUAAAGUCCUAACAAAUAGAUUUCAUGCAUCUCUGAGGUCUCAGAGCAGUGUGAAAGAUGACAAGGACUUCUGUAUCAAGUACUUCCACCUGGUUGAUCCAGACAUCUACAAAGACCAAAGCAAGCAUCCUGAGAAAAAAGAAGUGAAAUUUAAAGAAGUUUACCUCACGAAGCUCCUGUCCACCAAGGUAGCGAUCCAUUCCUUUGUGGAGAGCCUUUUUAGGAGUAUCUGGGGAUUGCCGAAUAACAGAGCUCCAUUAGCUGUCAAAUACUUCUUUGACUUCCUGGAUGCACAAGCAGACAGAAAAAAGAUCUCAGAUCCAGAUGUGCUUCACAUCUGGAAGACAAACAGCCUCCCACUUCGGUUCUGGGUGAACAUUCUGAAAAACCCUGACUUUGUGUUCAGCGAUAUGGAAAAGACGCCACAUCUGGACAGCUGCCUGUCCGUCAUUGCUCAGGCCUUUAUGGACUCGUUUUCCCUUGCCGAGCAACCCCUUGGCAAGUAUUCACCAACCAAUAAGCUGCUCUAUGCAAAAGACAUCCCUCAGUACAAACAGGAAGUGAAGGCGUACUACAUGUUCGUGAAGGAUCAACCACUUAUCAGUAGCCAAGAGUUCAACAUGUUUCUUCAGGAAGAGUCAAGGAAACACGGAAAUGAGUUUAAUGAAUCUGCUGCCCUGCGUGAACUCUACAAAUACAUGCUCCGCUAUUUCAAAGAGAUUUAUCAAAAGCUGGAGCAGAUGGAUGCCCCACACAGGUUAAAAGAGGAUAUGCACAAGGUGAAAGAUCUUUUUGACAGCAUGAAGAGAAGCGCUUGGAACUGAAGGAAAUGCUGAGGUUGCAAUGCAGAUUUUGAUGUGGGUAUACUGUAUGUGCGCCUACAGACUUUAAAGAUUUAACACUGCAUUUCACAGAGACUGCUUAGAGACUGUCAUCAUCACAAAACAAUUCAGCCAUAAAAUACAGAUGGUUUCAUUUCUGUCUUUCUAAAACUGUGUAUGGACCAAGUGAAUGUAAUUUAUGAUGAUAAGUCUUAGGAUUUAAGUGGUCUGAGCUGAGCUGUCUAUACAGUGUAUGUCAAGGUGAACUAUGAUCUGAAUUGACCUUGAACUGUCUACUGUAAAUUUCACUUUAUAAAUCAUUUAUUUUAUUACUAUGCAAUUUCCUGUAAUGCAUUAAUCAUAACGUCAUUUUACUGUAUUCCUUUUUAUAACAUUUUUUGACGUUUUCAAUAUUUUUAAAUUAUCAUGACAACUAUGUAUUAUACUAAUAAAUCUGUAUGGUUUUAUAUAAAUAAA
Misgurnus anguillicaudatus (oriental weatherfish) is the source of this 5068-nucleotide messenger RNA. The record is from RefSeq and is a predicted model, not a curated record. Lineage: Eukaryota; Metazoa; Chordata; Actinopteri; Cypriniformes; Cobitidae.